This is a messenger RNA of Falco peregrinus (peregrine falcon), 5552 nucleotides long. RefSeq names its product megakaryocyte-associated tyrosine kinase (gene MATK). The transcript has 22 exons. The coding region runs from base 3680 to 5335 and encodes 551 amino acids. The record is from RefSeq and is a predicted model, not a curated record. NCBI's taxonomy places the organism in Eukaryota, Metazoa, Chordata, Aves, Falconiformes, Falconidae. Gene Ontology annotation, molecular function: protein tyrosine kinase activity; protein binding; ATP binding. Gene Ontology annotation, biological process: protein phosphorylation.
GCGUCGGGCCGGUCCCGCCGCCCCCGGCCUCGCCGCCCCUGGCCCCACCGCUUCAGCCGCCCCUGGGGCCGCGCCGGCCGCCGCGGUGGCAGGGCCAUCCACCGCCUGCGCCCCCUCGGCCGGCAGCGAGGCCGCGGGUCUCCAGGCUGCCGCCUCUGCGGGUGAGCAGGGGGCCUGCGCCGGGCUGCUCCCUCAGCGGGCCUGAGGGGCGCUCCCGGCGGGGCGGUUGGUGGCGGGGACAGCGUGACCUGAACGGUCCCCACCGGGAGGGCUCAGGGCCUCGGGAGCGGCCAGGAGCAGCGCUGGUGCUCCCCCAGCCUCGGCCUGUGCCGCGGGCCUGCUGAAGCCAUGGGAAGGAGCAGGAGGAGAGCGUGGGCCUUGUCUGCAUCGAACCCUGGGCACGAGUCCCCCCAUACCGCUGUUGUGGAAGUUCAGUAGGAAAAUGCAUCAGUCUGAAGGUUUCGUGGCAACGUGGAAUUCUGGAAGUGCGAAGCCAAGUCUCCCAGUGAAAUUGUCGUACGAUGACACAACAUAAAUGACAUCAGGUUCCUUCAGCCAGGCUGUUCUUGAGGAUAAUUACAGUUAUGAACAACAAACAUCUGCAAGCAACCAUGGAGAGCUAGCAGUUACACCAGCUCGUGCCAGACUACUCAGCUGCAGCAUGCUGCCAGGGAUUCGUACUGCCCACCAAGGGAAUGCUGCGGGAAUCCAACGUCCAUGUCUCGUACUUACCAGAAGCACUUAGAAUGACAAAAGCACAAAAAGAAAGACGUUGUUCAGAAGACAGGAAACCAAGGAAACAGGAGCUCGGCAGGCUUUACAACCAGCUUCAAUGUCAGCUCUGUGCGUCCCUUGCACAGGAGCAGGUGCAUGUGCGGCACAUAUCCGGGGAGCCAUCAGAAGGCUAAUAAAAACAGAGGGAACAUGCAACAAACUUGUGGAAGAGAAGGUGAUGAAACCAGAAGCAGAGCUACACCUAUCUCUGAAAAUAUACCUGGAGGGCUACUGGAUGCACAACCUGUUUUACAUGACCAUGUAGAAGACGUUAACAUCUUGCAAGAUAAAUUGCUGUAGACAAUGGGACUUUCUGUAAAAAAGGCUUCAAGCAGGGCAUCAAGCCUGUUAAAUCCUGGUGGUGGCAGGCAGCAUGUUCUUGAAGGUAUCAUGUCAGGAAAACUGUUGACAGAUGAACCUGGGCUGCAAGAUCCCUGUUAGAAGAAGUUGGAUACUUUGGAGACUGUAGGAGUAAGGUGAUGUCACAGCCCAUGCACAGAUCAAAAGAGGAUCAAGUGGUGCAUCUACUCCAACAAGCUUCCCUCAUCAGAAGGCAGAAAGUAAAACCAUUAGACACUGCCACAGGUGCUGCCAGAGAUGAAAGCCAAGUUACAAUACCAAAUGCUGAAGUCUGAUGUAGCGGUCCCUGUUCGGGGGGAAGCCAGAAAGGACCUGGAUGUUUGAUUUCAGAUGCUAAAAGGAGAGGUAAAAAGAAUCCCCUUCCCUGCCCCCAAGUUGCUCCGGAGGCAAGGCAGGAAAGAGUUGUCUGCUUUUGUGACAUACUGACAUUUGCAGAUUCCCUUCUUAAAGGCUUGAAAUACAGGGCAGAUUCCUCAGGCUGGGAAGGCACGUGUCUGGUGAGUCCAACCGCGUUGUCAGCGUGGACUGAAGGGAGCUGCGUCAGCAAAAGAGAGCCUAUGGGCUGUGGACCUGUGCUGAAAGUAGCUGUUUUUUCUGUACAAAAUGUGCUGCUGUUUAUAAUGCGUGUUGUCGCCCAUCUCUUCCAUCUUCCUGCUCCAACCUUCGCUUCCUUGGAUAACUCCAAUCCUUCGUCUUACCAGGAAUGGCACUGCUCAACAGUUUUUGUAGGACAUUGUGCUUGUGACCGUGAGCUUGACUCUCACUGACCCAGAGGAAGGAUGUCAGGAGGAAGACUUAAUAAGUGGUUAAAGCCUCAGCCUACCAUGUGAGAAAAGCAUUUCCCAUACGAUUGAACUUUGACCCAGCAAUUUUGGAAGUGCUACAAAAUCUUGAUGUUUUGGCUCAUCAUAGGCUGUUUCAGAGGGACCUGGCUGUGCCACCCUGACCUGGCUGUGCAGUGCAGACACCUACCCUACUGCACUAGAGGAGGGAGGAAGACAGUUUUGAGGAUCAAUGUAUUAAAGAUUGAGGCAGUGACUGGGUGAUAGGCAAAUGGUGUGAGACCAGCUCUGGCAGAAGCAAGCAGGAGCCUUUUUGCCACUGUACAGCAGGACAGGGAAAGCCCAUUUAUGCAACCUGAGUGAGUUGUUCCUUGUGCGUGAUGCCGAGUUCUCUGGGCCGUGGUCACAUCUGUAACAACGACAGGAUGUGGCAAAACCCGAAAGUAUGAAACAUCUGUGUCACAGCGAGUACUGUGCAGACCCCAGGAGAUCUGGUGCUGAGCCCAGAUGCGUGGUGCAAGCGCUGUUAUGAUGUACUCUUGUGUUUGUUCUCAAGCUUGAAGAGAGUUGGUAACUAAGGAUCCAUCCUUACAGAUUCAGAGGAUAAUGCAAGGAGUGCUCCUGGGGAAACAUGUCCCAAGAAUCCUAUGAACAGACUGGCUUGAAUGGCUUGGGGAAAUUGUUUGUUGAUAGAACAAUAUAAUCAGGAGCUCAAACUACUGGCUAGUUUGGAAUACUGUCUUUCUGCACUGCCUUUGCCCUUGAAUUGCCAGUAUUUUUUGAAGGCUUAAGCACCAUUUUAUUAAAAACAGAAAAGUACACAGAAAAAAAUCGAGACCCCUGGAUGAAGUAUGGUGUUUGCCUGAAAUGGCAUUUUUCUUCCUUUUCAACAUUUUGCUCAGAAUAUUGGAAAUGUUAAACAUUAGUGCAAAACUGGUUUCCAGCUUUCUGGCUGGGAUGAUGAGCUGCAGAGGCGAUUAUUCCCUCCCUGCUAGUUGCGGAUGCUGGAGGAUACAGAUAAGCCACUGCCAUUUGAUGGUGCUUCUCAUUUAAAAGUGUCUCUGCAAUUGCCUGUUCCAGCCUGCAAUGCAUCUGUGUUUUCAUCCUCUAUAGACCAGCAAGGUGCAGCCAUGAUCUUGGAUCAACCUUCCCAAAGUCUCACAGAAGACAGUGCUGAGAUGGGAUUAGACUUUGGGAUCCCUGGUCCCAGGGAUCGUUAAUUUUCUGUGAGUGCUACACAGUGCUCCAGGAUAUGGGAUCUGGUGAUCUCCCAGUUCAUGUCUGGCGAGGGUGUGUACUUGUGCCCUCAAAGGGUAAAAGUUGUUUUAAGUGUUGUCAAACAAUGAGUCACCUCUGAUUAAUGCUUGAUGUUUGACUGUGCAGGCGGCAGGCACUAGGACCUCUGGGACGCUGCAUCUACAGCCCUUACCAGAAGAGAAAUCAGGAAAUAACGCAGUAGCUCUUUCUGGGAGCAUGCCCUUGAAAAUAAAGCUUUGCUGCUCCAUAUGAAAGAGAAUUUACUCUCCAGGAAUUCAGGAAUCUAAGUCCAGGCAUAGCUGCGAGCUACCCCAAGACAUCAUUGCCCCCAGGGCCCUGCAUGGACAUUGCUGGGAGCAGGCAGCCCGUGCGCCAGCACUGCCACGUCCCCUGUCAGCGGGGCCCCUGCAGCUGGUGCCUCUUGCGGCCCUGAUGACUUGGAGCUGCUGAAACAGGAGGUGGCAGCAGCAGAGGACAGGGAGUCCCUGGUGUGCCGACAGCCGACCAUGUCUGGGAAACACUGGCCCUCGGGGACGCAGUGUGUCACCAAGCACGACCACACCAAGCCCAAGGCCCAGGAGCUGGCCUUCCGCAAGGGCGACGUGGUCACCAUCAUUGAGGCCGUGGAGGGCAAAGGCUGGUACCGUGCCAGACACAACGAGACGGGGCAGGAGGGGCUGCUGGCGGCCAGCGCGCUGCGGGAGCGUGGUGCCAUCCGUGUUGACCCCAAGCUCAGCCUCAUGCCCUGGUUCCAUGGGAAGAUCUCCGGGGUGGAGGCAGUGCAGCAGCUGCAGCCCCCCGAGGACGGGCUGUUCCUGGUGCGUGAGUCUGUCCGGCACCCCGGUGACUAUGUGCUGUGCGUGAGCUUUGGCAAGGAGGUGAUCCACUACCGCGUGGUACACGAGGAGAACACGCUCAGCAUCGACAGCCAGCAGUACUUCUCCAACCUCAUUGACAUGAUCGAGCACUACAUGAAGGAGCAGGGAGCCAUCUGCACCAAACUGGUGAAGCCCAAACCAAAAACUGGGAUGAAGUCGGCCGAGGAGGAGUUAGCCAAAGCCGGCUGGUUGCUGAACCUGCAGCACCUCACACUGGGAGAACGCAUCGGGCAAGGAGAGUUUGGAGAUGUCCUGCGGGGAGAGUAUAUGGGGCAGAAGGUGGCUGUGAAGAACAUCAAGUGUGACGUGACUGCCCAGGCCUUCCUCACCGAAACGGCUGCCAUGACGAAGGUCCGGCACAAAAACCUGGUGUGUUUGCUCGGCGUGAUCCUGCACAACGGCCUCUACAUCGUCAUGGAGUACAUGAGCAAGGGCAACCUGGUGAACUUCUUGCGCACACGGGGCCGGGCACUCGUCCCAACCCAUCAGCUCCUCCAGUUCGCUCUGGACGUGGCUCAGGGCAUGGACUACCUGGAGUCCAAGAAGCUGGUGCACAGGGACCUGGCUGCCCGCAACAUCCUCAUCUCUGAGGAGAACGUGGCCAAAGUGAGCGAUUUUGGCUUGGCCCGGGUCAAUCCCAAGGGCAAGGACGCCACUCUGCUGCCCGUGAAGUGGACGGCUCCGGAGGCCCUGAAACACAACGUGAGCAGUGAAAUUCUCUUCCAAGUCGGACGUGUGGAGCUACGGGAUCCUCCUGUGGGAAACCUUCUCCUUCGGACGAGCGCCCUACCCCAAGCUGAGCCUGAAGGAGGUGACAGAGCUGCUGGAGCAGGGGUACCGCAUGGACCCCCCCGAGGGCUGCCCGCCUGCCGUCUAUGCCCUAAUGAAGAGCUGCUGGGAGCUGGAGCCAGGCAAGCGGCCGUCCUUCAAGAAACUCAUGGAGAAGCUGCAGAAGGAACUGAAGCACCUGAUGAAGGAUAUUUAACCCCUGCCUGGCUCCCAGGACCCAUGGCAGAAGGACCCCGGGACCACCAGGGUUGGGGGUGGUGUGGCAAGGGGUGGCCGGUGGCACCGCUCUGUCCUGGUGGAGAUGGGGCAGCAGCUGGGGGGAGGCUUUCCUCCCCCAGGGCACCCAAAGAGGAGGUAACAGCCUCCCUCCAUCCUGGCAUGGGUCCUUCUUCCCACCACGCGGCCCAGAGAAGGGUUCCUGGGGGUCCACCUCCCCUGACCUGCUGGGGUGGUGUGGGGCCACACACCGCAGAUACCGUGCUCAGCUCCGGGUAGCAUGUGCCACACGUGGGGUCCCUUUGAGCUGCCCCUCCCGGUGACAGGGGACAGGAUGGGACAUCUCUGCUCGCUGGAGGAUGAAAGCCCAAAGCCCAGCCCCAGCGCAGCUCCGCUCCAGCCCCCCGGCCCCGCACGGGGACGCCGGCUGCAGCCAGCUCUAAAACCACACGGAUUUGAGCUUUUUGAUUAAACCAAAGAAAUUAGUUCAACAGCA